AUGCAUUGGGCCUGUAAGCGGGGCGAUGAAAAUUUGGUGAAAUUGCUAGGAGGAGUCGCUAGGCAUGUUGUCAACGAACGUUCGAACGGGGGAUACACGCCGCUACACAUUGCUAUGCAAUUUCGACACGAGCAUGUUUACCGGCUACUAGUCGAAGUAUAUGAUGCAGAUCCCAACAUACGGGAUUGGUCUGGAAGGAAACCAAGGCAAUAUUUAGUCCAUAUGGAUACGUCAUUAUCGCCCGGCUCAUACAGAAAGCACGACUCAUUUAAUUUGUGUCGUACAGUGACGGCACCGCCUACAGCAAAAGUGAUAAACGCAUAUAAUCCGCCUUUGAGUAAGAGAGACAAACGAUAUAGCCUCCAGGAAAAGGAGGGCUUCCUUCGUAUCGGUUCGCUCAACGUUCGCGUUAAAAAAACAACGGAGGCCUUCAGUAAUUUCCUCGGUGUUGGUGCGACGAGGUCGUCCGCGUACAUGCCGAAAUCGGCUCGGGAACGCGACGAAAGACGCUCCGACGACGGCGAACUUCACAAGACCUGGGGCUCUGCUGAUAAUAUACAGAAGGAUGACAAGUUAAUGCCCCCGCCAAUGAGUAGUAAAGUACGACGCAGGGGAGCCACGGGACGUCGCGGCGUAGGAGCUGCCCACAGUCGCAGCACUCCUUCCACGCCCGAUCAGCCUCGAGCUCAGAUGGGCGUCCCGGAAGAGAGAGAUUCCGAUUCUGAUUCCGCAGCGGGAUUCCAUUCAGCAUGGCGACAGCAACGUGCUUCAAACUGUACAUAGUCAGCCGCGAACAUUUUAAUGAAAAACUAGUUUAGCAUCGUUUAGACUUAAAAAAGAUAUCUAUACUAAUAUAUAAAUCUACAGUGGUUUUUUAC
This is a messenger RNA of Bombyx mandarina (wild silkworm), 878 nucleotides long. RefSeq lists its product as uncharacterized. NCBI's taxonomy places the organism in Eukaryota, Metazoa, Arthropoda, Insecta, Lepidoptera, Bombycidae. The record is from RefSeq and is a predicted model, not a curated record.